UAGGCGGGGCUUAGGUAGCCGGGGGCGCGGCUUUGCGGAGGCAUGUGGCGGACCCGCCGCGGUGGGGACUGUCGCCUCUCUUUCCUUUUGCUUCUGCGGCAGCACUCCUUCCAAGCGGGCCCGGAGGGGAUGUGGCUGCUUUGGGGAGGUGCAGGAUAUCCUUGGAGAUUUGCCUGUGGGGAAACAUAAUACCAGUUCAGCCAGCCCUAAUUUCUUUGACUGAACGUCUGCUGUGAUAGUGGAAAUUCCUGCUGGCCGCUUCUGUGAUUGGCUGCAUUUCUGUCCAGGAGAGUAGUUGCCGGUGAGCAGAACCAAAUAGUUCCUUCUACAACUGGGAAUGCCUUUUGCAAGUGCUGAUGUGGAGGGGAAAGUCCACAAUAAACACAUGACUCUUGACCUGUGUCUACAACACAGGCUACAACACAAAGAUGCAGCAGCCAGAGUUCAAAGUGCAGAGGUGCUACGGAGGUGACUAUAAAGCUCCUCUAUUCCCGUGGUGGGAUAAUUCUGCUCCCUGGACAGCAGCAAAAUUCAUUCUGCAGUAUUUUAGCCAAGGAAGCAAAAUAGGAGUUCAAGUUAUCUCCUGUGCUGUUUGUAUGUAUGUGCUACUUAAGGUCUGACAGCAGCUUUAAAUCUGGAGAAUACUAUCCAGAGAAGUUGUUUCUUUCCAAGGCAAACCUUCAAGAUGCAGGCGGCUAUUGUGUCUUUUCUGCUCAUCUCCUUAUGUGUGUUUGAAAAUGGUAGCUCCAUCUUAAAGGAGAGUGGGGUCCAGGUAACACACAUACAUCUACUCAGUAACGAAAAGCAUUGCAAACAAGCUUGUAAAGGCCCAACAGCUUCAGGUAAUCGCUACUGCUGGUCAGUGCUGUAUCAGAGCUGCUGUGUCCUCCUGCGCUGUCCACAGCUGAGUGCAUGUCAGAAUGCCAGCACACAGGAUAUAAAAGAACUAAUGGGAGAAUUUGUGAUCCGUAAAAGGAGAGAGCAUCCUGCAAGCCAUCAGACACGUAACACAGAGAAGUCUAAUCAAGAGCACGAGCUGCUGAAUGAUACGGAGCUUGCUAAGACAGAAGGAGAAAUGCCUCUUUCACCAACUGUAACAAGGAAGGUAGCAGAAGAUACUGCAGUCAGUGCAACAGAGGUGAUUGCAUCCAUUACGAAUAAGCCUGCCACUACCACCCCUGUCAUCACCACCAUCUCCCAAACUAGAGCAAGAGCCAUGACCACAAUUGGUAGCAGCGUAACUCUUAGCAUUCCAAAUACCUCUUCUGUUCCCAGCAUCCCCACUCAGACUACGUCAAAACCUAUCAUACCUUUCCUUUCAAAUGAAAGUGCUAUUACUGUUAAUACAUCAAGUUCAAAAGAGACACAAGAUGUUAAGAUCAUUUUGGGAGCAACUGAAACAACAGACACUCCUCCUAGGGCUAUUGCUUCUGCUUUGACCACAGCAACAAAAAUGUUAGUGCUUCCCACAUCCCCCAAAACAGUUACUGCACUUAGCACUCCUGUACCAGUAAACUCUAGUAGUGUUAGAAAUAGCUCGUCUACAGAUGCAGCCUCCCACAGUCCACCGGCUUCAGGCUCCCACAGUCCACUGGCUUCAACAGUCACAAGCAUGUCUCAAACAACUACGAGACCAACCUCGGCAGGAACAAAGUCAGCUCAACUGACAACAAUUGUAACUGACAAGGCAAAAUCAGCUCCAGACAGGGAAACUCCUACUGUCUCUGCCAAGGGGGCUGAAACCUCCACAACUACAGAGCAAUCUGAGAUUAUGAGUCAACCAGUGAUGGCAACAACUUACAUACAUUUCUUGUCAGUGUUUGCAACUAGAAGUCCAAUAGCACCUCCCAAGUCAACAACCCUAAAACAAGGCCAAGACCAGUGGGAUAUAGGUAGUGAAGGUAGCUAUCGGCCGGUAGAUGUCAGUUUGCUCUCAGCCGUGCUUCUGUUUGGAGUUCUAUUUUUUGUAACAAUUGUAGUCUUAUUUGCCAUACAGGCCUAUGAGAGCUACAGGAAGAAAGACUACACUCAAGUGGACUACCUAAUCAAUGGGAUGUAUGCAGACUCAGAGAUGUGAAAGCGGUAGGCAAGAGGCAUAAUAUACUGUUGGGGGAAGCUGAAAGCCUAGGGUGGCUAUUCUUUCAGUUCCCUGUUCUGCCUAUAAGACCAAUGGAAAGUGCUUCCAAAUUUCUUUUGGUGCAAUGUAGGAGAAAUGCCAUGUAUUCUACUUUUAAAAGUAUUUUUUUAACUAUCAGUUACAGGUUGCCAUAGAUAUAUUAUUUCUCAGUUAUCAUUUCUGUUGUGCUAGUUUUGUUUGCUAUUGCAAAGAGACAUUAAUGCUGCAGGCGGCCCUCCUCUGAGAACUCCGAUGCUUCCUAGGAUCACUUCCUCAGGUUCUGUUAAUGCCCUACCUAUCCCUACGCAACAAAAGUGAAAAGGGGUGUCCCCACACAUGCAAGUUGCAUCGGGACUGUGUCAAUUACUGCUAGACCAAAUGACUGACCAAGGCCUGGCAGCAUUGGAUUAGCUGGCACAGUCCCAAAAGCGUGACAAGCGCCCCCUCCCUUGGCAUAGGUUGCGACCUCUUCAUUAUGGUACGUUUCACUUUCCUACUUUUAGUUACAGCACUAAACCAGCCAUGGGGGAAGCUGCUGGCUCAAAAUGCAAUCUAAGAGUGAUGCUUAUUGGCCAGUUGUGUGUCUUGACAUUUCUGGAUGGAAAACUCUUUAGAACUGUGAAGCAUUCCUAAUGCUUCCUGUCCAGGGUAAUGUUGGUGGGGCAGGCAUCUUGUUUCAGGGAGCUCUCUGCUUGUUAAAAAUGUGUAUGCUAAACCAUGUUCAUGCCGUGCUAUUUCCUGAUUGUGAAAGUUCUUUCCUGAGGUGCUUCUGCAUCUUUAUAUGAUUUAUUUUUGUACCAUUCACUAAAUAAAUGAGGCCCUGUAGGGCAUGUAAAGA
Molecule: messenger RNA, 2954 nt
Organism: Rhineura floridana
Lineage: Eukaryota; Metazoa; Chordata; Lepidosauria; Squamata; Rhineuridae
Gene: C2H11orf24
Product: chromosome 2 C11orf24 homolog
Exons: 8
Coding region: 686-2077 (463 amino acids)
Source: RefSeq, a predicted model, not a curated record